This is a messenger RNA of Camelina sativa (false flax), 972 nucleotides long. The record is from RefSeq and is a predicted model, not a curated record. NCBI's taxonomy places the organism in Eukaryota, Viridiplantae, Streptophyta, Magnoliopsida, Brassicales, Brassicaceae.
AUGAAUGGUUUCAAGCGCUCUGAAGCUGAUCAUACGCUGUUCACUCUCCGCACUAACGGUGGCCACGUCGUCGUUCUCGUCUAUGUAGAUGACAUCAUUAUCACCGGUGAUGAUAAGGACAGUAUUUGUGCCACUAAGGCUCUUCUUAACUCUACCUUUGAUAUUAAGGAUUUAGGUAAGAUAGGAGCUAAACCGGUGUCAACGCCACUUGAGGAAGGUCACCAGGUCAAGCGAAAGGGGGAGAAGCCAACACACGGUGCUCCAGUUAACAAGUUGCACGAACCAUACAAAGAUGUGGGACGCUACCGUAGGCUGGUGGGAAAGCUUAUCUAUCUCACGAUCACGAGGCCGGACAUAUGCUAUGCGGUGAACCAAGUCAGCCAACACAUGAAGGCUCCAACGAACUUUGAUUGGCAAACGCUCGAGCGGAUCCUAUGUUAUCUCAAGGGUAGUCCAGGACAAGGCAUUUGGAUGGGAAAGAACAACAACACGGAACUUGUCGGCUAUUGUGAUGCGGACUACGCGGGUGAUACAAUAGAUAGGAGGUCCACGACAGGGUAUUGCACAUUCAUUGGAGGGAACCUAGUAACCUGGAAGUCGAAGAAACAGAAAGUUGUGUCUCAAUCAAGUGCCAAGUUGGAAUAUAGGGCUAUGAAGAAGCUAACCAACGAGCUCACAUGGCUCAAAGGCCUCCUUAAGGAUCUUGGAGUAGAGUCUGAUCAACCAAUCACCAUGCAUUGUGAUAAUAAGGCGGCGAUACACAUAGCAACCAACUCGGUCUUCCAUGAGAGAACUAAGCACAUUGAGGUAGAUUGUCAUAAGGUGCGAGAAAAGAUUAAAGAAGGGGUAGUCUUACCGUGUUACACUCCAAGCAAAGACCAAUUGGCCGACAUCUUCACCAAGGCUACUAGUCAUCAAAUUUGCAAAUACAUCUCCAGCAAGCUUGGACUAGUAGACCCUACACAUCCGUGA